AUGGCCACUAUCGAGAAGAACGAUCUAGGUGAUAGCAAGCUCGAGUAUGUUGAGGACCUCGAGAAGACCAACACCACCUGGGACGACAGACCAACUCUCGAUCCUGAGCUGGACAGACGUAUCACGCGUAGAUUUGACACACAUGUCGUUCCCUGGUUGUUUGGUCUUUGGCUUCUAGCUUUCAUCGAUCGUAGUAACAUUGGCAACGCUCGUAUUGAUGGCCUUGCUACCGAUCUCAAACUCAAUGGAGACACGUUCAACAUUGCAUUGGCUGUCUUCUACGUACCCUACAUCAUGGUCGAUGUCCCUUCCAACCUCGUCUUGAAAUACUUCCAGGCUGGCUACUACCUGCCAGGACUUAUUAUUGGAUGGGGUCUGGUCGGAAUGUGUAUGGGUUUCGUCAAGAGUUACACUGGGCUGAUUGUUACACGCUUCUUCUUAGGUCUGAUGGAAGGUGGUUUACUGGGUGGCAUGAUCAUCUACCUAGCAAUGUUCUACAAGCGACAUCAGUUGAUGUUCAGAAUCGGUCUGUUUUAUUGCGCGGCCCCUUUGUCGGGAGCUAUCGGUGGGCUGCUUGCUACUGGUCUUGCAAAGAUUCAUACUAGCGGAUACAAAGGGUGGCCAUUUAUCUUCUUCGUAGAGGGAGGCAUCACUGUACUCUUCGGUAUUCUCACCAUUUUCUUCUUGCCACACACGCCAGCCGAGUCGAAGUUCUUGACUGAAGAAGAGAAGGCUGGCGCUGCUUUGCGUAUGCAUCUAGACUCGCAUGGCUCUGACGCUGCUGACGACGUGAGAAACGAGACUUUCAGUUGGCAUUGGGUUCGCAUGGCCUUCUUGAACUGGAACACGGUCCUCCUCUCUUUGAACUUUUUCGCCAUCAUCACACCUAUCUACUCGUACUCGUUAUUCUUACCGACCAUCAUCAAGAGCUUAGGAUACAAGGCGGUACACGCCCAGCUGCUCACUGUGCCACCAAAUGUUGGAGCGUUCCUUAGCGUACUUCUUGUCACCUGGCUUUCGGACAAGUACCGUAUGCGAGGACCCUUCAUGCUGGCUGGCCUUACCAUAGCGAUUGGUGGAUACAUCAUGCUCAUCUCCAACAACCAUCACAAUAUUCAAUAUGGCGGGACCUUCCUAGUCGCUGCAGGAAUCUUCCCUUGCAGCCCUCUCGUCAUGGGAUGGCUGGCCAAUAACCUAGCUCCCCAUUAUGUGAGAGCGACGGGUACUGGGGCUCAGAUCAUGAUUGCGAACUGUGCUGCUUUCAUUGCCACAUUCACUUAUCUAUCGAAGGAUGCUCCCCGCUAUAUUACAGGACAUGCCAUCAACAUUGGUAUGCUGUGUUUGUCUUUGAUCAUUACCUCCUGUAUGUUGGUUUACUGCAGCUGGGAGAACAAGAAGAGAGCUGCCGGCAAGCGUGACUACAGAUUGUCAGAGGGAGAUGAGUCAAUGCUUGGCUACAAGCACCCUUCGUUCAGGUACACUUUAUAG
Aureobasidium melanogenum CBS 110374 is the source of this 1488-nucleotide messenger RNA. RefSeq names its product MFS general substrate transporter. The transcript has 6 exons. NCBI's taxonomy places the organism in Eukaryota, Fungi, Ascomycota, Dothideomycetes, Dothideales, Saccotheciaceae. Gene Ontology annotation, biological process: transmembrane transport. Gene Ontology annotation, molecular function: transmembrane transporter activity. Gene Ontology annotation, cellular component: membrane. Bases 1 to 1488 code for a protein of 495 amino acids. The record is from RefSeq and is a predicted model, not a curated record.